UACCACAUCUGCUCGUGACGUCAUAUCCGCGCGCCGGAUAUGGCCUCUCCGAAGCUUCUGAGUGGUGAUGUGUUUCAAGAGAUUGCACCGCAGGCUGACAUCAGAUUGAAUUUUGACAUUAGCAGAAAUAAAACGGUGGUGGAUUUGAGGUCCACGACAAAGAAGAAGCUGCGGAGAAAACCGACAGCAGCGAAACACGGAGCGAAUGGCGCCCAAAGUUAAAGUUGGCACGAAGGGAAAGAAGCAGAUAUUCGAGGAGAAUGAGGCGACGCUCAAGUUCUACACAAGAGUCAUCCUCGGAGCAAAUGCGAUCUAUGCUGCUGUAAAUUUACUGAUUUUCUACGGUUCCUCUACAUUCUGGACAUGGCUGAUGCUGCUAUUCGCCCUCGCCAUUUAUAUUGGGAGUUACCGCUCCAUGACGGCGAUGGCCAAGCCGGCGUUUGCUGAGGACGGGAGUCUCCUGGAUGGCGGAAUAGACCUAAACAUGGAGCAGGGAAUGGCAGAGCAUUUGAAGGACAUGAUCCUGCUCACAGCUAUUGUUCAAGUACUGAGCUCCAUCUCCUCUUAUUUCUGGUACCUUUGGUUGCUGGCCCCCGCCCGUGCCCUGCACCUUCUCUGGGUGAAUUUUCUAGGCCCCUGGUUCAUGGCAGAAAGCCCAUCAGCGCCUGAGGAGGUGAACGAGAAGAAACAGAGAAGACAAGAGCGCAGACGCCAGACGAGAUUCUGAUGCUGCGGAGCAGCCGGAGCAGUAUUUUUAUACAAAGAAGCUAAUAUACAGAAAAGCCAGGAACUCAUGAGUUGUUCAGGAAGACGGUUUGUAAUUUAGCGAAACGGCUGAAACCCGAGACCCUGGAAUCUUGUUUUUCCAUGUUUUUCUUUCACGUAAUCUAAUUUUCCCUAAAUGAUGAGCUGAAGUGUUCCCUGUUUAGAUAAAAGUCACCAUCCAAAAAUCAUUUUUCUUCGUGAGAUUUAAGACGUUUAUGUGUGCCUCCCAGCUGAUUUGUUUUCUGAGACAAGUCUUAACACCUCUGAUGGUUACGCUUUUGUUUUGACGUGUUUGAUUUUAUUUUCUAAGGCCCCAGCAGACGUUUGUGUGUCUUUGUUAAAAAAAAUCACAGGUGGGUUUUGUGUUGGAUGACUGGAUUGAGUUUUAAUGAGAGGGAACAAUUUUUGCAAUAAAAUUCUUUUAUUAUUCUGAUGGUUUUAUGUUUGAAAACCAUUCAGUUGUGAUGUCAAAAGUUUUUUUCAUUUCACAUCAAACUUUCUGAAGCCUGCAUGAUUUAUCAAGGCAAACCGAAUAAACAAUUUAUGCACAAAUCUAA
Messenger RNA from Nothobranchius furzeri (turquoise killifish), 1322 nucleotides. It is a transcript of the gene tmem208, whose product is annotated as transmembrane protein 208. Gene Ontology annotation, cellular component: intracellular membrane-bounded organelle. NCBI's taxonomy places the organism in Eukaryota, Metazoa, Chordata, Actinopteri, Cyprinodontiformes, Nothobranchiidae. The record is from RefSeq and is a predicted model, not a curated record. Gene Ontology annotation, biological process: vacuolar protein processing.